Molecule: messenger RNA, 1399 nt
Organism: Microplitis demolitor
Lineage: Eukaryota; Metazoa; Arthropoda; Insecta; Hymenoptera; Braconidae
Gene: veli
Product: protein lin-7 homolog C
Exons: 5
Coding region: 174-773 (199 amino acids)
Biological process (GO): neurotransmitter secretion; maintenance of epithelial cell apical/basal polarity; protein localization to basolateral plasma membrane
Cellular component (GO): basolateral plasma membrane; cell-cell junction; synapse
Molecular function (GO): protein binding
Source: RefSeq, a predicted model, not a curated record
AGUGACAGUUCGUGAGAUAAAAAAUGGCGAUAUUUUUUCUUAUUGGUACUGAUGGGAAAAAAACUGUCACCUGAAACCACUUUUUGCUCUAUUAACGCGCCACACCUUGACAAUUUGGUGUUUUAUUGUUGUUUUAUAAAUAAAUAUAAUAAUUAGUCAGAUUUUUAAAUACAAUGGCAUCAGUGACGGAAACUCUUACGUUAAAAAAUGAUGUAGAUCGUGCAAUAGAAUUAUUGGAUAAACUUCAAAAAAGUGGUGAAGUGCCAAGCACAAAAUUAGCAGCUUUACAAAAAGUACUACAGAGCGAUUUUCUAAAUGCUGUGAGAGAGGUUUAUGAGCAUGUUUAUGAAACUGUUGAUAUUCAGGGAUCGCAAGAUGUGAGAGCAUCAGCAACAGCAAAAGCGACGGUAGCAGCAUUUGCAGCAAGUGAAGGACAUGCUCACCCACGUGUUGUAGAAUUACCAAAGACUGAAGAAGGUCUUGGUUUCAAUGUUAUGGGCGGUAAAGAACAAAAUUCACCAAUUUAUAUAUCAAGAAUUAUUCCUGGUGGUGUUGCUGACAGGCAUGGUGGAUUAAAACGUGGAGAUCAAUUACUUUCUGUCAAUGGCGUUUGUGUUGAAGGUGAAAAUCACGAAAAAGCUGUUGAAUUACUAAAACAAGCUCAAAAUUCGGUUAAGCUAGUAGUUCGUUAUACUCCACGAGUUUUAGAAGAAAUGGAAUUGAGAUUUGAUAAACAGCGAGCUGCUCGCAAUAGACGUCAACAUGUGCAAUAAAUAUUAUUUUUAAAUCAUCUUUUACUAUCUCUAUUCUUCAUCUAUAUUUAUAAUUCAUUUUUAUUAAUUUUAUUAUAUAUAUAUAUAUCUGCAUUUAUUAUUACACAUUUUUCCAUUUCAUUCGCACUAUUUAUUAUUUAGGAUAUAAUAUAUAAAAAAAUAUUAUAGUGUUAUUAAUAUCAAUGUAUUAUGUGUGAUCAAAAUAAAUAUUAGUCAAUAAAACAAAGUUUAAAUAAUGUCUUGAAUAAAAAAGUAAUCAAUUAAAUCGUUUACCUUUGAUAUUUAUCAUCAUGCAGUUUAUCAAUUGCGCAUACAAUUUUUCACCAGAUCUGUACCUGAAAGUUUAAAAUUUUACCUCUAAAAGUUUGCGGGAAGAAUGACACAUGUACUAAUUUUAAUCGUUUGUUUUUUCAUGAAAGGAAAGAACGACUUUCUACCCUCUUAACGGGACAGGAAUUUAAACUUUCGGUGCAAUUAUGGUAAAAAGUAUAAUUAUAUACUACAAAAUAACCCCGAAUCCCGAUCAAUAUGAUUAAGACAUUAAAAUUUAUUUAUUACCAAGACAUAAGAUGUAAAUUUAUUUGUAAAAAAUGAAAUUUUUUAUUUAUGAUCGCACUAAAUGUGUU